Molecule: messenger RNA, 366 nt
Organism: Nezara viridula (southern green stink bug)
Lineage: Eukaryota; Metazoa; Arthropoda; Insecta; Hemiptera; Pentatomidae
Source: the annotation of a GenBank genome assembly
AUGUGGGCCGCCUCCGCUCUGCUCCUCGCCGCCAUCCUCUCGGCCGCCGCCAACCCGGACGCCAAGCGGCUCUACGAUGACCUCCUCUCCAACUACAACAGGCUCAUCAGGCCCGUCUCCAACAACACCGACACCGUCCUCGUCAAGCUCGGCCUCAGGCUAUCCCAGCUCAUAGACCUGGUCGUUCUGCCCAAUUCUGAAGGAAAAGUUUUCCAGUCCUCAUUUACUUUCGUACCUUGCGAUCAAGCCGAAGAAGAUCUUAUCCCGUGGAGGCCACAUCAGAUCGGCAGCCAGCUAAUAAAAGAGGCGACUAUAAAAUCGAACCCUGUCAUCAUUGACACCGAACUUCAUGGCUUCCGAGCUUAA